GAUAAAUAUUUAUAUACAUUUAUAUAUCUAUACCUAUAUCUAUAUUUCCUAUAGCCCUAUUAUCAUAAAUUGAAUUAUUGGGAUGCCGGUUGAUGACUUACCACUGUAUCCAACGCCGCAACAAGCGGCGUACAUUAUGGACCCGCCACGUAAAAGUAGUCAUCCACAACAAGGACAAUACAAAUCGUCCCUGCUGCAAUCCGUAGGAAAAAGCAAGUAUGGACAUUCUCAACAACCACAAAGCUACCAGUCUUAUCAGCAGGCUCCACCACCCCCACAGCCAGUACAAAUUCAACAACAACCUCCACAGCAACAGUAUUACCAGCAGCCUUACUAUCAACAAAAGCCCCAGGGACCUGUUGCAAUUCCCCAACAACAACAUCAACAGCAACAUCAACAUAUUGGGCAUAUUCAGCAAGCACAGCCCUUACCUGUUCCUCAACAGAAUUAUUAUGGAGGGACAUCGCCAAAUAGCCGCUAUGGACAACCACAACUGCAGCAACUACCACCACCACCAAUGCAUCCACAACAGCAAUCCCAGCACCUGCAAUAUCAACAGCAAGUCCCACCUCCACAACAACAGCAACAACAGUCGCAGCACUAUCAGCAAGAAUAUGCCCCACCAAGUCAAUCACAACACUCUAGUCGUUACAAUAGCGUAUCUGAUCAAACUCAAACUCAAUCACAUCCACAAAAGAAGCCUCCACCUUCACAAUCUAUUCAAUAUAUUCAAUCCUCGAAAAAUUCUAACAACAGGUCAAAGGAAUCUUUAGAAUAUUCAAAAUCACCUCCGCAACAGAUCUCUGCAAAGCAAAAACUAGAAAAUGAGUUAAGAUCUGUUUUCGAUAAAGUAGACUCUAAUCAUUCUGGGAAAAUAUCACCAAAAGAACUUUCGGCAGCCCUUCUCAACUUUGAUCAUUCCCGCUUUAAUGACUCUACGGUUUUGUUGAUGAUUAAAGUUUUCACGACCCCUGAUAGUGAUUCUCUGAGAUCAUUAAAUUUCGACCAAUUCGUCCAACUUUGGAAGCAUCUCUCCACCUACAAAAAGCUCUUCAUCAGUGCGGAUAGCGAUAAGUCUGGGGACGUUUCAUUUGGAGAAUUUCAAAAAAUCUUAGAGCAAAUGAGAUAUAAACUUGAUGUUGACUUAGUGCUACACUUAUUCCUGAAAUACUCCGCUAAAACUUCUUCUGGGGAGCUGAAUGGGGCAAUUGGAAAGCUCAAGUUUGAUGGUUUUAUAGAGUUAUUGGUUUAUUUAAGAAAAUUAACUGAAAUUUUUAGAAAAUAUGAUAAAGGUUUAACCGGUGUUGCUACAAUCAAUUUUCAAGAAUUUUUGUUUGAGGUUACAAACUUGCCAUAAGGAUCUUAUACAUUUAUAAUGGUCAAAAAUAAUACAUGC
[Candida] anglica is the source of this 1396-nucleotide messenger RNA. Lineage: Eukaryota; Fungi; Ascomycota; Pichiomycetes; Serinales; Debaryomycetaceae. The record is from the annotation of a GenBank genome assembly.